AGUUGUCCGCUGGGUUUGGAGCGAAUUGUCAAAAGGGAAGAAAACCGAAUAUUAUUUUUGCAUAUUUUUCACUCAUUUUCCAUGGAUAUUAUUUUGAAAGUCAUGUAGAAUUGUGCCGAAACAUCUUAUUGGGAAUCUCGUGUGUGCAAACGUGUAGAAUAGAAUGGUGCAAAUGUGAAGGGUGGCAGUGAAAAAAGCAAAAAUAGUGAAAAUCAGCAGUGGGACAAGGGGGAGCAAAGUUGUGAAAAUGGCCUCCUGCACAAAAUGCUUCAAUGAUAUCUUCACAAAUCUUCUGAGGAUACACUUUAGCACAGAGGAGCUGGAGCAGCGGUACAAGUCGCGUGAGAUUGAUAAGCUCCUGGAGAAGGACAAGCAUGCCUUCCGGAGACAGGUUAAAUUACUUCUUCUCGGUGCUGGUGAAUCAGGCAAAUCCACAUUCCUCAAGCAAAUGCGAAUCAUCCACAACGUCAAAUUCGAAGCAGAGCUGAUUCGGGAGUAUCAGCUGGUCAUUUACCAGAAUAUUAUCAAAGGGAUGCAAGUUCUCGUGGAUGCAAGAGAAAAAUUGGAUAUUCCAUGGGAGCAUCCAACAUCGGAAUUGGCAGCAAAUAAAGUGAAACUCUUCCAUGGGACUGGCAUUGAUCAGGAACAAUUUGCCCAAUAUACACCAACAAUUCACGUCCUGUGGCAGGAUAGAGCCAUAAAGAAGGCCUAUGAUAGACGGAGAGAAUUUCAAAUUAGUGACUCUGUGAGCUACUUUCUCGAUGAAUUGGAACGAAUAGCGAGAUUCGACUAUGUUCCAUCAACGAAAGACAUUCUUCACUGUCGGAAGGCGACGAAGGGUGUCUAUGAGUUCACAAUUCGAAUACAGAACAUUCCAUUUCUGUUCGUGGACGUGGGUGGUCAACGGACGCAACGUCAAAAGUGGACAAAAUGUUUCGACAGCUCCGUGACGUCCAUCAUAUUCCUCGUGUCAACAUCGGAGUUUGAUCAGGUGCUGGCGGAGGAUCGCAAAACGAAUCGCCUGGAGGAGUCCAAGAAUAUCUUUGAUACAAUCGUGAAUAAUGUGGCAUUUCAGAAGAUAUCCAUCAUCUUGUUCCUAAACAAGACGGACCUUUUGGCACUCAAGGUGCGCAAUCCUGAGACUGAUAUUCGCUGGUACUACCCCCAAUUCACCGGCAAUCCUCACUCAAUUCUCGAUGUACAAAAUUUCAUAUUGCAAAUGUUCAUGAAUGUGCGUCGCAAUCAGCGAUCAGCUGCCAUUUAUCAUCACUUCACCAAUGCUGUGGACACACAAAAUAUCCAGGUGGUCUUCAAUUCCGUCAAGGAUACCAUCCUCCAACGGAAUCUCGCUGCUCUCAUGCUUCAAUGAAAUGUCCCCCACCAACCCAAUUGCAAAGGUAAGAGAGGAGCAUUGUGUUGCAUUAAUAAUAAUUAAUACUACUAGGGGUUUACCAAUACAACGAGCAAUUUCUUCUCUCUAUUUGAAAAUCCUCAAAAAAGGAGCUUUAAAAAAUAAAAAUAAGCAAUAAGUUUGCAAAUUAUGAUAUUGCUUAUAAAUGUGCCUAUUCAUGCUCUUAUAUUUUAUUAUUUUUUUUGAGAAUAUAAAGAAAACAAACGUAAUUUUGUAGAGGAUCAAGAAAGAAUCAAAAAUUGCCAAACAGAAGUAUUUUUAAUUUUGAUCAAAGGAAAAAUAUAAACAAAGAUUUAAUCAGAAAUAAAAACUCUGACGUUACUAUAUUGAUUUUUUGUACCUUUAAGCGCAAGAAACAUUCGUACUAAUAUUUCGUAGGUAUUCUUAAACCCUUUAAAACCGCAUGAAACAUAGAAAGAUUUUGUUUUCUUUACGAUAUUUAUCUGUGGAUGCUCUGAAAAAUAUUUUUCAAUUAAAAGAAUUUCCUUAAACUCUUGUAGGUAUUAAACCUUAUUUAAAUAUUUUUUUAAAAAAAUGUUCAUAAAUUUGCACAAUCGUGGGGUUAAUUUAAUAGUUUAUUCAUCUAAGAAACAUUGGGGUGAAUGUUUCACACAUUUAAACAGGCAAAGAAAAACGAUUUAAUUUUUUCAGUUUCCAGCAAACAUUUGUUGAUUUUUCUUAGCUGGUUCCAAAGUAUAAUGCUGUUUGACAAUUUCUAUUUCUUAUCUUCAGGCUUUAUUAGAACUUUUUAAAAAUGUUUCAUCUAAUUUUUAUUUAAAACACUAAUAAAAUUUGAUAACAAAAAAAAUUUGAAAGCUUUCUCAUAGUUUGCAAAUCUUUAGUCAUGAGAAUUUCCUUAAAUAUACUUGUUGCUCAAUAAAAACCCCUGUAACGACAUUUUAUUUACCUGUACCAAAUAUUCAAGGAAAUGGCAUAGAGAAGACAAUGCUCGUUGUGUGAACUCCACUGUACAUUUCUUUUUCUGCCAAGAGGAUAUUUUUGCCAUAAAGGAAAGAAAGAUAUACUAGAUAGGAAAUAAAAGCAUGUGCAUAUUGAAGGAAGGAAAGAAGGGAAGGAAAAGUGGAAAGGAAAAAUCAUAUUUAUGAAUAUUUUUUUCAUACCAGACCAAAAAUUAUUAAACAUUACAUUUUUAAUCCAUUUAUCGAGUAAGAAAGAAAAAAAAGUAUGCAGGUAUGGGCGAUAAGAAAAGGGAAAAUAUUAUUGAAAAGAAAAAAAAAAACGCACGCGAAUAAAAAAGAUCUUACAAAAAGAAUUUUGUUGACACUCAAAACAAGGCUAAUUUUUGUGCCUUCUUUUUUUACGAUUUUUGCUAAAAUGAUGAAAUUUUUUAGGAGGAACUCUCUUUUUAAUAAAAAACAAAUUAAUACGUAUAAAAUAUAAUUAUUAAUAUAAAAAAAAAUUACUGAGCUAAUGCCAACAUUUUUAAAGUAAAGUUUUAAAAAAAAAAAAAGAUUUUUUUAAUGGUCAAAAUUGAAAAUUUUGUAAUCUCGAGAGAAAAAAAAAUGUGAUAUAAUUAAUAAUUAAAAACAAGAAAAAGAUGGAAAAAAUUUUACACAAAAAGCAAAACUUUUGUCUUCGUCUUUGAACAUUUUUUUUUAAAUUAAAAAGAAACAAACAUAAAUCACAUGAAAAAAGAAAAUGCAUGCAUAAGUUUCUUUUACAAAAUAAAAUUUAAAAUAUU
Molecule: messenger RNA, 3113 nt
Organism: Lutzomyia longipalpis
Lineage: Eukaryota; Metazoa; Arthropoda; Insecta; Diptera; Psychodidae
Gene: cta
Product: guanine nucleotide-binding protein subunit alpha homolog
Exons: 5
Coding region: 248-1369 (373 amino acids)
Biological process (GO): Rho protein signal transduction; adenylate cyclase-modulating G protein-coupled receptor signaling pathway
Cellular component (GO): brush border membrane; heterotrimeric G-protein complex
Molecular function (GO): D5 dopamine receptor binding; guanyl nucleotide binding; GTPase activity
Source: RefSeq, a predicted model, not a curated record